This is a messenger RNA of Aspergillus vadensis CBS 113365, 8705 nucleotides long. RefSeq names its product polyketide synthase. Gene Ontology annotation, biological process: secondary metabolite biosynthetic process; fatty acid biosynthetic process. The record is from RefSeq and is a predicted model, not a curated record. The transcript is spliced from 7 exons. Gene Ontology annotation, molecular function: oxidoreductase activity; fatty acid synthase activity. The coding region runs from base 72 to 8597 and encodes 2841 amino acids. NCBI's taxonomy places the organism in Eukaryota, Fungi, Ascomycota, Eurotiomycetes, Eurotiales, Aspergillaceae.
CUAUCUCUUGUACCAUUACCAAAUUCUCACUCGAAAAUCGGAAGUUCUUGCUCUACGUUGCAGCGCCAAUAAUGCCGAGCGGAGAAAACAAUUAUCAAAUCAUGGACGGACUGGAUGUUAGAAGUUCACCGAGCCACAUUCUUUCACAAUGUAAAGACCACCAUGGCGCGGUACAACGAGAGAUGCACAGCAACUGCGAGCCCGUCCCGUUCCCGAUCGCGAUUGUUGGCAUGUCAAUGAGGCUUCCUGGCGGUGUCAAUGGUGAGAAGGAUCUCUGGGACUUAUUGAUCAACAAACGCGACGGUCGUUGCAUAGUUCCCGAGGACCGAUACAACAUAGAAGCAUUCUACGAUGAGACUCGUCCUGGUGCGAUUCGGACACAGCAUGGCUACUUCCUUCAGCAAGAUAUAUCGCAGGUUGAUGCUGGAUUCUUCGGUAUGAGCAAGCUAGAAGCUGGGAAACUCGACCCGCAACAACGGAUACUGCUUGAAGUUGUAUGGGAAUGUUUGGAAAAUGGGGGCCAACUCCCGUCCGAAUGCCGUGGAAAGGACAUUGGAUGUUACGUUGGAGUGUUUGGCGAGGACUGGUUGGAUUUGAUGAGCAAGGACACCCAGGCCAUCGAUCGGUUCAGGGUCGUCAGCGCGGCGGAUUUCGCCCUUUCGAACCGAAUAUCCUACGAGUAUGAUCUGCGGGGCCCCAGUAUCACAUUUCGCACUGGUUGCUCUGCGGCCCUUGUCGGUCUACACGAUGCGUGUCAGGCAUUAUACACAGGCGAAUGUUCGUCGGCGUUGGUGGCUGGGACCAACUUGAUCAUCACACCCACCACUACUAACGCCGUCUCGGAGACUAUGGCACUUUCCCCAGAUGGAAUUUCGAAAACCUUCGAUGCUUCUGCAGAUGGUUAUGGAAGAGGAGAAGCAGUAAACGCAAUCUACAUCAAGCCGUUACAUGCAUGCCUCAGGGAUGGUGAUCCCAUUCGCGCCGUGAUACGAUCUACAGCUGUCAACUGCGACGGCAAGACACCUAGCAUAACAACUCCGGGGUCGCAAGCACAGGAAGCACUCAUCAGAAAAGCUUAUCAGAAAGCAGGUAUUUCUGACAUCAGUAAAACAGCGUUCUUCGAGUGUCACGGAACUGGCACAAUCGUUGGCGACACGGCCGAAACAACUGUAAUUGCCAAUGUGUUUGGUCACGAAGGCAUACAUAUUGGAGCGGUAAAACCAAACUUGGGCCAUUCAGAAGGCGCUUCUGGUAUUACCAGUGUGAUCAAGAGUGUACUCGCGCUUGAGCACAGAAUCCUUCCUCCCAAUAUACAUUUCAAUACCCCAAAUCCUAACAGUAGAUGUGAGAGGAUCAGCGUCAACUCAUUCGGUAUAGGGGGUACCAACGCGCAUGUUGUCUUGGAUUCUGCCCUCUCUGUAGGUGUAAGAUCCCGGUCUGGGGUAACAUCCGACGAAAGACCAGGCCCACCACACCUUUUGCUCGCCUCUGCCAAGUCGGCCACAUCGCUGGAUAGCAACGUCAAGACAAUCAGCGAUUAUCUACAUGACAUUCCAUCUGCUGCUGCAGAUAUUGCAUAUACACUGGCGUUCAAACGAGAGCACAUGCAACACCGAGCCUUUGCCAUCGUGGAGAAAGAUGGGACAAUUUCGACAUUUGAGAAAGCGCGUGCAAUCAACCCGCAGAUAUGCUUCGUCUUCACCGGACAAGGCGCACAGUGGCCAGGCAUGGGUCGAGAGAUGAUCCAGAACUCAGAGAAGUUCCGGUUAGCCAAGUUCGCACAGCCCCUUUGUACCGCCAUUCAGGUGGCCCUGGUGAGCUUCCUCCGGGAGCUGGGGGUCGUGCCGUCCAUUGUGGUAGGACAUUCGAGUGGCGAAAUUGCCGCGGCCUAUGCUUCAGGAGCAAUUACCGCCUCCUCUGCCAUCAAGAUCGCGUAUUUCCGUGGCCUGGCUAUGGAGUCAGCCAAAGGAAAUGGUGCUAUGGCGGCAGUCGGUUUGGGACGUGCUGAAGCAGAGAAAUAUCUCAAGAAUGGCGUGGUUGUGGCGUGCGAGAACAGCCCUGAAAGUGUGACCAUCUCCGGAGACGAACAAGCGGUCGAUGAAAUGUUGAAAGACAUACAAGCACAAGGCGAGGUGUUCUGCCGGCGUCUUGCAGUCAAUGUGGCUUACCACUCACACCACAUGAAUGAGGUGGGAGAACUAUUCGAGUCACUACUUUCGGAAAUUUGUUUCAAUGAAUCUAUGAUUCCACUAGUAUCCACGGUUACAAACGAAACUAUCUCUGACCCUUGCGCUCUGAGUCCCUCAUACUGGAGAAGAAAUGUGGAAAAUCCAGUCAUGUUUAACACGGCACUGAGCAAGAUAUUGAGUGAUGAUGAAAAGGCUCUGGCAUUUGUUGAAAUUGGACCACACUCGGUGCUCUCUGGCCCCUUGCGGCAAAUCAUCGCCGGUACAGAUUCCAAGCGAAGCUGCUCAUACACAUCAACCCUUAUUCGAAAUGAAGACCAAUGGAGAUGCUUGAUGAACACGGCUGGCCAGUUAUAUACCCAGGGAAUCUCUCUGAACCUAUCGUCGUUUGUCUGUCCUGCAGCAACAGUGACAGACCUUGCUCCUUACUCGUGGGAUCAUAAUGAAUCCUUCUGGAGUGAGACCCGUCUAACGAGGGACUGGAGGCUUCGGUCAGCUCCCCACCACGAGCUGUUAGGAAGUCGAGCUCUGGAAUCGAGCGACUUGGAACCUGUAUGGCGGAACAUGCUACAAGCUGAGAAUGUACCGUGGCUAUUGGAACAUAAGAUAGGGGGAGAGGUCGUCUUUCCAGGUGCCGGAUACGUGGCAAUGGUCGGGGAGGCUAUGCGUCAGAUUUCCCAGGUCCCCGAAUAUUCGGUGAAAAACGUGUUUAUGCGAGCUGCAUUGGUGCUGAAAGAGGCGAAGCUGCAGCACGUUGAGAUUAUUACUAGCCUCCGACCGGUGAAACUGACCGACAGUCUGGACUCUGGUUGGUACGACUUUACAAUCACUGCAUAUAACGAAGGCGAGUGGAAGAAACAUUGUGUCGGGCAGGUGCGGGCAGAGCCAGAUGGCUUCAGUGAUGAAUAUGGUAUAGUAUCUCCAUACUCACGUAAGGUGCUGGCCAAGGAAUGGUACGACGCUUUGGAGAAACGAGGACUGGAGUACGGCUCCAAUUUCCGCGGGCUUCGAGAUAUCACCGCAAGCCCUACCACAGCCGAGGCAGCAGCAACGUUAUGUGAGCCUACUGCGCUGACCGGUAGUCGCUAUUCUCUCCAUCCUGUCGUGAUAGACCAAUGUCUCCAGCUGUUGAGUGUAGCAGGAGCCAGAGGAAUUCAGCGUUCCAUGACUCAAUUGUGCAUCCCCACCGCUAUUGAGAGUCUAUACGUUGCCCCUGGACAAGAGGUGAUGUCUUUGAAAUCGACAUGCGAUACAGCUGGGAAUAUGUUCACUGGAGAUGCUUUAUUAGUUGCGGAUGGAAAGCCUGUGCUUUCUCUGAGGCGCUGCUUCUUUUUCGGAAUCAGUGAGUCCGCGAUCAACGAUGCAAAUGGCGCGUCCGCCGCAACGCUGCAUUGGAAACCACAUAUAGAUUUUCUUCCACUUGACGGCCUAAUCCCAAAAAUUGCAGCGGACAUAGAUCGCGGGAGAAUCGCUAUGGAAUUUACGAACCUAUUCAUACUGGAGGCAUACCGGCGGACGAGAUCAGCCAGGCCAACAAAGGAGCACUUGAAAAAGUACCACAAGUGGUUGCUUUCGCAAUACGAAAGAACAAGACGCGAACACCCCAGUCUUAUCCUCGAAAUGGACAAGUCUGGCUCCAACCCAGAAGGGUGUAUGUCGCAGAUCGAGGAGUCUGGCAAAAACAUCGAGCAUGCUUUGGCACGCAGUGUAUAUACUGCCGGUUAUGAGAUGCUGUCACAUAUUGAAGGCAUCUUAGAUGACAGCGUCGACGCCCUAGAGGUCAUUAGCGGAAGUGAUGCAGUCAGUAGUAUGUAUGAGGAGUCCUCUCGUCUAUGUCCGACCGAGAAUUUCCUGUCACUGCUCAGCCAUUCCCGUCCAACACUCAGAGUCCUGGAGGUUGGAGCAGGAACAGGCGGCGCCACCUCGGCAGUUCUCGAUGCCCUUUAUGAUUCAACAAAGCACCAAGGUCCUUUGUAUUCCAGCUAUACAUUCACUGAUAUUUCAGCGGCAUUUUUCGCAAAAGCAAAAGAGCACUUUAGGAACUUCCCUGGGAUGAUAUACGAGACAUUCGAUAUAUCCAGGGACCCUGAGGACCAAGGCUUUGCCGUAAACAGCUAUGACUUGAUCAUCGCUUCAAAUGUCGUCCAUGCUACCCCCAAAAUAUCAACCUCGCUUCGCAACCUGAAUAAACUACUGGCUCCAGGAGGGUGGCUUUUCCUUACAGAGCUCUGUCCCGGACUUCCAAUAGUCAAUUUCAUAAUGGGUACUCUCCCAGGCUGGUGGAAUGCAGAAGAUUCAAGAGAAACACCAAUGGUUACCGUCUCACGAUGGCAUCAAGAGCUCCUGGAUGCGGGAUUUACUGGUGCGGACAUAGUUCGAUACGACAACGAACCGCCAUACGAGACUAACGCUUACAUUCUAUCACGGCGACCGGAAGCGAGGGCACCUCUCUGUAAAGAGAUUGGUUUCCUUUAUAGGGGCAAGGUCCCUAAUCUGGCAUAUACACUUGCACAGGCUUUCACCCACCAAGGCGUCAAGGUCACUUGGUUGACUCUGAACGACCUGUCUUGUUUAAUGACGGACAUUAUAUCCUUCCUUGACCUCGAUAACCCUUUUUUGGACAGUCUUUCGGAGGAUGAAUUCCGUGCUUUUCAACGCUUUCUUUCUGGCGUCAAAGGCCACUGCCUCUGGCUGAUGCCGCCGGUUCAAUUUGGCGGUGAAGAUUCAGACCCUCGAUUUGGCCUAACGCUGGGAUUGAUGCGAACGGUAAGGAAAGAGAUCUCUACAAAUUUUGCAACCCUUGAAUUUGAGCAGAGUGAACCUGGUGCAGCAGAGAAGAUUGCGCUUGUAUUCGAAAGAAUCUGUCGACAAUCAGGCAAGAACCCGAUUUACCAGGACUACGAGUUUGCCCUUAAAGAUGGAGCAGUUCAUGUCGGUCGAUUUCACUUCCAAUUCCUCCACCAAAUGAUGGCUGCCAAUGAUAGCUUCGAGCAGAGGUCUUUAGAUAUUGGGUGCUUUGGUAUCUUUGAUUCUUUGACUUGGGCCCUAGAUGGGCGUGUGGGACACCUUGGGGAGCAUGAUAUCGAAGUGGAUAUCCGAUUUGUGGGGCUCAAUUUCAGAGACAUCAUGAUAUCGAUGGGACUGAUGGGAGAAACUUCCGAGAUCGGACUUGAAGCGGCCGGUAUUGUCUGCAAUGUGGGAUCAGGGGUACAGAACAUUCAAGUAGGAGAUAAGGUGUCAGUUUUCGGAAAGGGCUUAAUGGGCACAAGAAAAAUAGUGCCUGCGGAGACUUGUCAUGUGCUCCCUGAAGGAUCGUCUCUCGAAGAUGCAGCAGCAGGUCCCUGCGUAUUCUCCACUGCUCUCUACUCAUUGGUGAAGUGCGGAAAUCUACAGAAGGGGCAGACAGUUCUCAUCCACAGCGCGUGCGGUGGUGUCGGUUUGGCCGCAAUUCAGAUAUGUCAGGCAAUCGGAGCCGAGAUAUUCGCCACGGUCGGAAGCAAGGAAAAGAGAGAACAUCUCAUGGAGGAGUUCAAGCUUACUGAGGAUCGUAUAUUUGAUUCCAGAAGCGUUAGCUUCCACAAGGAUAUAAUGAAGGCGACCGGUAAUAGAGGUGUAGACCUCGUUCUGAACUCCCUUUCCGGCGAACUAUUGCAUGCCUCUUGGAAGUGCGUUGCCCCCAUGGGAAAGAUGAUUGAGUUGGGUAAGCGUGACUUCCUCGGUCAUGGUAAGCUGGAUAUGGACCUUUUCAUGGGAAACCGAACCUUCAUUGGUGUGGAUCUUCUUCAAAUUGGCGAGCAGGACCCUGAUAUUAUUCGGAGCUUAAUACAGCAAUUCGCUCACUCUUUAGAGCAAAGGAAGCUCCGUCCUAUCCGUCCAGUUACUGUUUUCAAAGCGUCCGAUAUUGCUAAAGCGUUUAGGCACAUGCAGACUGGCAAACACAUGGGCAAGAUUCUGGUGGAAAUGCCUGAGAAUCCAUCCGAAUUACCAGUGUCUAAAUUGCAGGCUAAAGGAGCCCUGUUCCGCGGUAAUGCUUCUUACUUGUUGGUUGGUGGGCUUGGGGGUCUCGGGCGUGCAGUGGCAAGAUGGAUGGUGGAAAAAGGUGCCCAGCAUUUGCUAUUCAUGUCCCGGUCCGGCUUGGAGGCAACCAAGGCUCGGGAAUUCGUCCAGGAUAUGGAGUCUCAGGAAAACUGUCACGUUCAGGUAGUGACAGGUGAUGUCACCAAUAUCAACGAUGUUGAACGAGCCGUGUCUGCCGCGGUACGACCUAUAGCAGGAAUUAUGCAGUUGUCCAUGGUGCUACGAGAUCAAACAUUGGAUGACAUGGAAUACAAGGAGUGGACCGAGGCACUUGCUCCUAAGGUCCAAGGCACGUGGAAUGUUCAUCAGGCGACGCAGAGUUGCUCUCUGGAUUUCUUCGUCCUGCUCAGCUCUGUCUCUGGUACUGCCGGGCAUAUCGGCCAAGCAAACUACGCGGCUGCUAAUACCUUCUUGGACGCUUUUGUCACUUACCGUCAGUCAAAGGGGCUACCAGCUAGCGUACUCGACAUUGGUUUCAUGGGAGAUAUCGGUGUUAUCGCUGAAACGUCUCAUAGAGCUAGGGAAAUGGUUGAAAUGAGCUCAUGGGAAAUCCUGGAAGAGCACGAUCUACUCAAGGCCCUGGAAAUACAGAUCAUGGGGAGUGCACCCCAACUGGCCUUAGGGAUGGGAACAACAAAGCCGGUGUCUGAGAUGGAGAAUGGUGUUACAGUAGGGCAGGAUGCUCGUUUCCUGGCGUGGCAUAACAUGCUGACUGCUUCGGACGGCGGGAGCGCAAGCCAAGAUAACGAGCUCAAAACGUUCGUAAACACGAUCAAGCGCAAUCCCUCUCUUCUCUAUGAUCCAGCUACAGAGACCAAGAUUACGCUCGAGAUCGGUCGAAUGGUUGCCUCGAACAUGUCCUAUCCCGAUGAUAUGCCGUAUGAGGAGCUCUGUGAGAUUGCAAUUGACUCAUUGAUGACCAUUGAGAUACGCAGCUGGUUCCGGCGAAAUGUCGGCGUUGAGGUAUCACUCGCUCAGAUUUCAAAGGCACAAAACGUCAAAGGACUCGGCGCGAUUACCAUGCAGGUCCUCCGUGAGAAGCACAAGUCCGGGGAGCUUGAGAACGCGAAGGGGUCUCUUGUCGGUAACGGCAAAGACGAUGUUGAUGAGAGCGUGCUCUAUCGGGCGGACUUGGAGUUGGCUAAGUCUCUAGAGCCAAUAUCAGAGCACGUCCCGUGCUGGCAUUCCCAAUCUGAAGGACGGGUGUUUGUGACUGGAUGCACCGGGUUCCUGGGUGCCUUCUUUCUCUCUACUCUAACUAGUCACCCACGGGUGAAGGAGAUCGCGUGCUUGGUGCGAGCGCCAGAUGCCGCAGCAGGCUUGGCACGUAUCAAGGAGAACCUGGAGCACUACGGACUGUCAUUGGACUUUGAAUCUAAAGUCAUCGUCGUACCUGGCGAUCUCACCGACUCGACACUGGGACUCGGACAGGAGAAGUACGAACAUUUCGCUCAAUGGACCAGUGUUAUUUUCCACCUUGCCGCCCAAUGCAACUACAUGCCUUCAUACUCGGAGCUCCGCGGCGCCAAUAUCCAUGGGUUUUCGAAUAUUCUUCGGUUCGCCAAUACGAAGCGCCUCAAGCCCGUGCAUUAUACCUCCAGCAUUUCAGCCUGCGGAACAUCUGCAUAUCUCGAGGGUAGAGAGCUUAUCGGCGAGAAUGAAAGACCAGCCCUCAACACUACGGACUCCGAAAGAAAGCUCGUCGGUUACAGUGAGACCAAGAUCGUGGCCGAAAGCAUCGCCUGGGAUGCCAUCGCAAACGGCAUGCCAGUAACCAUCCAUCGCCUACCCGUCAUUUCCGGCCACAGCAAAACGGGAGUUGCCAACCCCGGGGACGGUUUCCAACAUCUGAUGGUCAGCUCCAUCCGCGUUGGAUGCUACCCGUCCCCCCCAGCGGCCCGCUGCCAGAUGAUCCCAGUCGACUACGCAAGCUCAGCGAUCCUGGAAAUUGCGCUUAGCAGUCACCACAGCCAUGCCUAUAACCUUGUCCUACCUGAUCAAACUCAUACCUUGACGUGGGAUGAGGUUCUAGACCUGGUGGCACAUUAUACGUCCCCCCCGUUGAAACGGGUAUCGGCUUUGGAGUGGGCUGAUAUUGUGGCAACGCAUGGAGAACAUCAUUUCAAAGUCGCGUCGGCGUUCUUGCAGGAUAAAGUUCGGGAAUUGUUGGUGUACUGGGAGGCGGAGACGAUGACGAAGACUGUGUAUGAGAAUGCGAAUGGUCGGCGUGUUUUGCUUGCGUCUUCGGAUAUGCCGGAGUUGCCUUCUAUGCCGGAGCUGCUGAGUACGUACUUUGAGGUUUGGCAGAAGGAGGAGCAGAAGCAGCACCGGUGAUGUCGGGGCUGCUGGGUUGAAGUAGGAAAUUGUGAGGAGGGCAAGGACAAAGUCAAUGAAGUAUCCAUCAUGAAAGACAGGUUGUCAAUUAGGAUAGAUAAAAAUGAG